AUGUCCGACCUGACGACGGUUUUCUACCCCACGGUAGCUAUUCUGCUGCUGGUAAUACCCAUCCUACAGUGGCUGAUCCGGCGUGUACAGAUGAGCCAAAUUUACGACAAGAUUCCCGGCCCGAAAGCGUACCCAUUCGUCGGUACGCUGUAUUUGUUUUUCGGCAAAAAGUCCCACGAGAUAUUCACGAUGAUCGAUCAAAGAACGCGCCAGUACGAUGGGAUUCAUCGCAUCUGGAUGGGGAUGACGCCGGAGGUACGACUGAGCAAGGCGGAAUACGUGGAACAGAUCAUCAGCGCAAGCAGGCACACUGAAAAGGCAAACCUUUACCGCUUUUUGACAGACUGGCUGGGGGAAGGUUUGCUCACAUCUAAAGGCGAACGUUGGUUCCAGCAUCGGAAGCUCAUUACACCGACCUUCCACUUCAACAUUCUCGAUGGGUUCUGUGAGGUGUUUGCCGAGAAUGGGACCGUGUUGGUCGAACGCUUGCAGCAACACGCUGACACCGGCCAUCCGGUGAACAUCUAUCCCUUUAUAACGAAGGCCGCGUUGGACGUAAUUUGCGAAACGGCCAUGGGCGUAAAAGUACACGCACAAACGAGCGGCGAAGACAACGCGUACGUGAACGCCGUUUACGAAUUAAGUUCACUGUUUCUCGAGCGGCUCGUACGCCCCUGGCUGCAUCCAGAGUGGACAUUUAAGCGAUCCGCACUCGGUAGAAAACAACGCGAGCUGCUUGAAGUGUUGCAUGGCUACACACGCAAGGUCAUCCGAGAGAGGAAGCUAGCAUUGCAGCAGAACGACAGCGAACGCUACCAGCCGGGGGAGAAUGAAUUCGGGCGCAGAAAACGAUUGGCAUUUCUCGAUCUGCUAGUCCGUAGUGCCACCGAUACCGGCCUCCUUACCGAUGAAGACGUCCGCGAAGAAGUCGACACAUUUAUGUUCGAAGGUCACGAUACGACUACGGCUGGUAUGAGUUGGGCACUGUUUCUGCUCGCCCUCCAUCCGGAAGUACAGGAACGAGUCCAUCAGGAAAUUGAUUCCAUCUUCAACGGUAGCGACCGGCCGGCAACGAUGCAGGACCUAAACGAGAUGAAACUCCUGGAACGGUGCCUUAAGGAAACACUCCGGCUCUACCCUUCGGUGGCCUUCUUCGGACGCACACUCAGCGAAGACGUUACGCUCGGCGGGUACCACGUCCCAUCUGGCACCAUCAUAGGCAUCCACACGUACAACGUGCAUCGAGAUGAACGAUUCUUUCCGGAUGCGGAAACCUUCGAUCCGGAUCGCUUCCUGCCGGAAAACAGUGAACGACGGCAUCCGUACGCGUACAUCCCGUUCAGUGCUGGACCGCGCAACUGCAUCGGCCAGAAGUUUGCACUGCUCGAGGAGAAAAGCCUCGUUUCGUCCAUUCUGCGCCGCUUCCGGAUCCGCUCGCACCGGACGCGCUCAGAGCAACUAAUCGUGAAUGAACUAAUUACCCGACCGAAGGAUGGAAUUUUGCUGUACCUCGACGAGCGUAAGCACUAG
This is a messenger RNA of Anopheles marshallii, 1530 nucleotides long. RefSeq names its product cytochrome P450 4C1-like. Bases 1 to 1530 code for a protein of 509 amino acids. The record is from RefSeq and is a predicted model, not a curated record. Gene Ontology annotation, molecular function: oxidoreductase activity, acting on paired donors, with incorporation or reduction of molecular oxygen; heme binding; monooxygenase activity. Lineage: Eukaryota; Metazoa; Arthropoda; Insecta; Diptera; Culicidae. The transcript is spliced from 8 exons.